CCGCCCCGCCCCGCGUCUGCCCCAGAGGGACCCGAGCCCCCCGGCCCGCCGCGUCCCCGCCGCCGCCGCCGCGCCCCCCGCCGGGGCCGACCGAGCCGAGCCGGGCCGGAGCGGCGGGCGCGGCCGGGCCGCCAUGGACCAUAAGCCCCUGCUGCAGGAGCGGCCGCCCGCCUACAACCUGGAGGCCGGCCAGGGCGACUACGCGUGCGGCCCGCACGGCUACGGCGCCAUCCCCGCCGCGCCCCCGCCGCCGCCCUACCCCUAUCUCGUCACAGGGAUACCCACCCACCAUCCCAGGGUCUACAACAUCCACAGCCGGACCGUCACCCGGUACCCUGCCAACUCUAUCGUGGUCGUGGGAGGCUGUCCCGUCUGCAGGGUCGGGGUGCUGGAGGACUGCUUCACCUUCCUGGGCAUCUUCCUGGCCAUCAUCCUGUUCCCCUUUGGGUUCAUCUGCUGUUUUGCCUUGAGGAAGCGAAGAUGCCCCAACUGCGGAGCCACCUUUGCCUAAAGGAGCAGCAGGUCCAGCUCUCCUCCCCCAGCUCUUUUUCUAAUGUAAAUGUUGUGUACAAUAGUUUUAUUUGAUUAAGCUUCAGAACUGUUUUGUAAAGCGAGGUGGGACAGAUGUGGCACACGCCAGCUGCGGUUUCCCGGAGCGUGGAGCGGCAGCGCUGCUCCUCCCGUCCGAGGCUCAUGACAACUCAAUAAAGCACUGCUUUUAUUUUCUGCAGUCUUCAAUUUGAGAAAGGUGAGAAAUAAUGUUUUCAAUAAAUGAGAUUCAUACCAUU
Molecule: messenger RNA, 788 nt
Organism: Piliocolobus tephrosceles (Ugandan red Colobus)
Lineage: Eukaryota; Metazoa; Chordata; Mammalia; Primates; Cercopithecidae
Gene: BRI3
Product: brain protein I3
Exons: 3
Coding region: 134-511 (125 amino acids)
Source: RefSeq, a predicted model, not a curated record